This is a messenger RNA of Taeniopygia guttata (zebra finch), 3352 nucleotides long. RefSeq names its product WD repeat domain 24 (gene WDR24). NCBI's taxonomy places the organism in Eukaryota, Metazoa, Chordata, Aves, Passeriformes, Estrildidae. Gene Ontology annotation, cellular component: cytosol; GATOR2 complex; vacuolar membrane. Gene Ontology annotation, molecular function: protein binding. Gene Ontology annotation, biological process: positive regulation of macroautophagy; cellular response to amino acid starvation; positive regulation of TORC1 signaling. The record is from RefSeq and is a predicted model, not a curated record.
GGGGCGGGGCCUGGCGUGAGGGCGGCGGAGGCGGCGGCGGCGGGGCCUGCUCGGCCCGAGCGGCCGGCGGGGAACCGGCACCGGGCUCUGGGGCUCCGAGUGCCCCACGGAGGUGAUCGUGGCCUCACUUCACCCCACCUCGUGCUGCGGACGCUGCUCACUUCAACCACAGCGCUGUACUUGGCCUGUAUUGUCAACAACAGUGAAACUUCUCAGGGUGUGGCCAAGGAGGGAAGAAGGAACCCAGAGAAGGUUUUCAGGAACUCUCUGAGAGGGAGCCACAGAGGGCAGCAGGAGGAGAACCCGGAGCGGGGCUGUAUCUCCCUCCCACAGGCAGCUCUGUGGCCUCUCACCUCCACACCCCGUUGAUGCAGCCACACAAAGCCGCGGUUGGAGCCACCGGGGCCCAGCAGGAGCCCAGCCUGUCCCUGCCCAGCUCUGGCUGAGCUGGAGCAGGCUGGCCGUGUGGGUGUGCAGGCAGCCAGCUGGAGAGGGGACAGCACCCCGAGGACAGCCAUGGAGAAGAUGGCCAGGGUCACCACUGCCCUGGGGGGCAACGCGCUGACCGGCCGCACCAUGUUCUGCCACCUGGACGCCCCUGCCAACGCCAUCAGCGUGUGCCGGGACGCCGCCCAGGUGGUGGUGGCCGGCCGCAACAUCUUCAAGAUCUACUCCAUCGAGGAGGAGCAGUUUGUGGAGAAGCUGAACCUCCGCGUGGGCCGCAAACCCUCCCUGAACUUCAGCUGUGCCGACGUGGUGUGGCACCAGAUGGACGAGAACCUGCUGGCCACCGCCGCCACCAACGGCGUGGUGGUCACCUGGAACCUGGGCAAGCCAUCCCGCAACAAGCAGGACCAGCUGUUCACGGAGCACAAGCGCACUGUCAACAAGGUGUGCUUCCACCCCACCGAGGUGUACAUGCUGCUCAGCGGCUCCCAGGACGGCUACAUGAAGUGCUUUGACCUGCGCAAGAAGGACUCCGUCAGCACCUUCUCUGGGCAGUCGGAGAGCGUGCGUGAUGUCCAGUUCAGCAUCCGGGACUAUUUCACCUUCGCCGCCACCUUCGAGAACGGCAACGUGCAGCUGUGGGACAUCCGCCGGCCCGACCGCUACGAGAGGAUGUUCACAGCCCACAACGGGCCCGUCUUCUGCUGCGACUGGCACCCAGAGGACAGGGGCUGGCUGGCCACAGGCGGCCGCGACAAGAUGGUGAAGGUGUGGGACAUGAACACGACGCGGGCCAAGGAGAUCUACUGCGUGCAGACCAUCGCCUCGGUGGCGCGGGUGAAGUGGCGCCCCGAGUGCAAGCACCACAUCGCCACCUGCUCCAUGAUGGUGGACCACAACAUCUACGUGUGGGACGUGCGCCGCCCCUUCAUCCCCUCCGCCAUGUUCGAGGAGCACAAGGACGUCACCACGGGCAUCGUGUGGCGGCACCUCCACGACCCCUAUUUCCUCCUCUCGGGCUCCAAAGACAGCACCCUUUACCAGCACAUCUUCAAGGACGCCAGCCAGCCCAUCGACCGGGCCAACCCCGAGGGGCUGUGCUACAGCCUCUACGGAGACCUGGCCUUCGCCGCCAAGGAGAGCCUCAUCUCCUCCGACUCCAACCGCAAGCCCUACAUCGGCGACCGCCGCCACCCCAUCUUCUUCAAGCGCAAGCUGGACCCCACGGAGCAGUUCGAGUACAUCUCGUCCUCCAGCGCCCUCAGCGUGUUCGAGACGGACGUGGAGAGCGGCAGCAUGGACUGGUUCGUGCACACGGCCAAGCAGUACGCGCUGGCCGGCCGGCCGCUGGCCGAGCUCUGCGACCACAACGCCAAGGUGGCCAAGGGGCUGGACCGCAACCAGGUGGCUCAGACCUGGACGAUGCUGAGGAUUAUCUACUCCAGCCUCGGCACCGUGUCGUCCACAAACCUCAACCACAGCAUGGGGAAAGGCAGCGCUGCCCUCCCACUCAUGAACAGCUUUAACCUGAAAGAUAUCCCUGCUGGGCUGGGCAGCGAGUCCAGACUGGACCGCAGCAAAGGAGAAAGCCGCACGGAAAACAUCCUCAUGGAUUCCUCCUCCACCCUGAUCAACAACGAGGACAACGAGGAGACGGAGGGCAGCGACGUCCCUGCGGAUUAUCUGCUGGGAGAUGUGGAGGCAGAUGAGGAUGACCUGUACAUGAUGGACCACGAGAACCCACACGCUGAAGAGCAGGAAUACAGCCUUCCCCAGGAAGCCUUCCCGCUGCGCCACGAAAUCGUGGACAACCCAUCGGCCUUGGACCACCUGCAGGACAAGGCCGAUUCCCCUCACGUCAGCGGCAACGAGGCCGAGACGGUGUCGCUGACCCCCGUGGAGUCCUUCUCGCUGAUCUCCAUCUCCCACUCCCUCUACGAGAACCGCCUGCCCUCCGACUUCUUCAACCCCAUCGUGCGGGACACGCUGCUCUUCUACGCCGAGCAGGGCGACGUGCAGACGGCCGUGUCCGUGCUCAUCGUGCUGGGAGAGCGCAUCCGCAAGGAGAUCGAUGAGCAGACGCAGGAGCACUGGUACACGUCCUACAUCGACCUGCUGCAGCGCUUCCAGCUCUGGAACAUCUCCAACGAGGUGAUCAAGCUGAGCACCUGCCGUGCCAUCAACUGCCUCAACCAGGCUUCCACCACCCUGCACGUCAACUGCAGCAACUGCAAGCGGCCCAUGAGCAACAGGGGCUGGAUCUGCGACAGGUGUCGGCAGUGUGCCAGCAUGUGUGCCGUGUGUCACCACGUGGUGAAGGGGCUCUUCGUCUGGUGCCAGGGCUGCAGCCACGGCGGCCACCUGCAGCACAUUAUGAAGUGGCUGGAGACCAGCUCCCACUGCCCCGCUGGCUGCGGCCACCUCUGCGAGUACACCUGAGCCCCCCAGGGUGCACCUGAGCCCCCCAGGGUACACCUGAGCCCCCCAGGGUGCACCUGAGCCCCCCCAGGGUACACCUGAGCUCCCAAGGGUACACCUGAGCUCCCAAGGGUGCACCUGAGCCCCCCCCAGGGUACACCUGAGCCCCCCCAGGGUACACCUGAGCCCCCCAGGGUACACCUGAGUCCCCAAGGGUGCACCUGAGCUCCCAAGGGUACACCUGAGCCCCCCCAGGGUACACCUGAGCUCCCCAGGGUGCACCUGAGCCCCCCAGGGUACACCUGAGCCCCCCGCCCGCGGGGAGCUGGCAGCGGGGUGGGGCAGGGGCAGAGCAGGGCAGGCAGCGUGCCCUGCCCGAUACCCCUGGCACUGCCCUCCCUGUAUUUAUUUGUGUAAAUAAGGGCUGGGGUGCACCCCCUGCCCGGCCGUUUUUUACUGGAUUAAAUCAAACCAGCAGUUGAAUCGA